Equus caballus (horse) is the source of this 4116-nucleotide messenger RNA. It is a transcript of the gene SYMPK, whose product is annotated as symplekin scaffold protein. NCBI's taxonomy places the organism in Eukaryota, Metazoa, Chordata, Mammalia, Perissodactyla, Equidae. The record is from RefSeq and is a predicted model, not a curated record. Gene Ontology annotation, cellular component: mRNA cleavage and polyadenylation specificity factor complex.
UUGUCCCAGGUCACACAGCAAGGAAGAGGCAGAACUGGGAUUCUGAAUCCACACAGUCUGGCUCCAGAUCGGUGUUCUGGAUCAUGCUAUAAAAGCAGUGACCAAGACAGACUGUGAUGUCUGCCCCCGUGGAGCUGACAGACCAGUGGGAAGAGGACAAGAUGAGCAAGGAAAACCGACGCAUGGGAGUACCGACAGCAGCCAUGGCAGGCAGCAGUGGGGACAGCGUCACUCGCCGGAGCGUGGCAUCACAGUUUUUCACACAAGAGGAGGGGCCAGGCAUCGAUGGCAUGACCACCUCAGAGAGAGUGGUGGAUCUCCUCAACCAGGCAGCGCUGAUCACCAACGAUUCAAAGAUCACAGUGCUCAAACAGGUCCAGGAACUGAUCAUCAACAAAGAUCCCACACUCUUGGACAACUUCCUGGAUGAGAUCAUCGCUUUCCAAGCAGACAAGUCGAUUGAAGUGCGCAAAUUUGUCAUCGGCUUCAUCGAGGAGGCAUGCAAGCGAGACAUUGAGUUACUGCUGAAACUGAUCGCGAACCUCAACAUGCUCUUGAGGGACGAGAACGUGAAUGUGGUGAAGAAGGCCAUCCUCACCAUGACCCAGCUCUACAAGGUGGCCCUGCAGUGGAUGGUGAAGUCACGGGUCAUCAGUGAGCUCCAGGAGGCCUGCUGGGACAUGGUGUCUGCCAUGGCUGGGGACAUCAUCCUGCUGUUGGACUCUGACAAUGACGGCAUCCGCACCCAUGCCAUCAAGUUUGUGGAGGGCCUCAUUGUCACCCUGUCACCCCGCAUGGCUGACUCGGAGGUGCCCCGACGCCAGGAGCAUGACAUCAGCCUGGACCGCAUCCCUCGCGACCAUCCCUACAUCCAGUACAAUGUGCUGUGGGAAGAGGGCAAGGCGGCCUUGGAGCAGCUGCUCAAGUUCAUGGUGCACCCCGCCAUCUCCUCCAUCAACCUGACCACGGCCCUCGGCUCCCUCGCCAACAUUGCCCGCCAGAGGCCUAUGUUCAUGUCUGAGGUGAUCCAGGCCUAUGAGACCCUGCACGCCAACCUGCCCCCGACGCUGGCCAAGUCUCAGGUGAGCAGUGUGCGCAAGAACCUCAAGUUGCACCUGUUGAGUGUGCUGAAGCACCCGGCCUCCCUGGAGUUUCAGGCCCAGAUCACCACCCUGCUGGUGGACCUGGGCACGCCUCAGGCUGAGAUCGCCCGCAACAUGCCCAGCGGCAAGGAUGCCCGCAAGCGGCCCCGAGAUGACUCAGAUUCUGCACUCAAGAAGAUGAAGCUGGAGCCCAACCUGGGGGAAGAUGACGAGGACAAGGACUUGGAACCAGGCCCAUCGGGGACCUCGAAGGCCUCAGCCCAGAUCUCAGGCCAGUCGGACACAGACAUCACUGCUGAGUUCCUACAGCCUCUGCUGACGCCUGACAACGUGGCCAAUCUGGUCCUCAUUAGCAUGGUGUACCUGCCCGAGGCCAUGCCCGCCUCCUUCCAAGCCAUCUAUACCCCAGUGGAGUCCGCAGGCACUGAAGCCCAGAUCAAGCACCUGGCUCGGCUCAUGGCCACCCAGAUGACAGCUGCAGGACUGGGGCCAGGCGUGGAGCAGACGAAACAGUGCAAGGAGGAGCCCAAGGAGGAGAAGGUGGUGAAGCCAGAGAGCGUCCUGAUCAAGCGGCGCCUGUCAGCCCAGGGCCAGGCCAUUUCGGUGGUGGGCUCCCUGAGCUCCAUGUCCACGCUGGAGGAGGAGGCGCCCCAGGCCAAGAGGAGGCCAGAACCUAUCAUCCCUGUCACACAGCCCCGGCUGGCAGGCGCCGGUGGGCGCAAGAAAAUCUUCCGUCUGAGCGAUGUGCUGAAGCCCCUGACUGAUGCCCAGGUUGAGGCCAUGAAGCUGGGCGCUGUGAAGCGGAUCUUGCGGGCUGAGAAGGCUGUGGCCUGCAGCGGGGCGGCCCAGGUGCGCAUAAAGAUCCUGGCCAGCCUGGUGACACAGUUCGACUCGGGCCUGAAAGCCGAGGUCCUGUCCUUCAUCCUGGAGGACGUGCGGGCCCGCCUGGACCUGGCCUUCGCCUGGCUCUACCAGGAGUACAAUGCCUACCUGGCAGCCGGUGCCUCGGGCACCCUGGACAAGUACGAGGACUGCCUCAUCCGCCUGCUCUCCGGCCUGCAGGAGAAGCCAGACCAGAAGGAUGGGAUCUUCACCAAGGUUGUGCUGGAGGCGCCGCUGAUCACCGAGAGUGCCCUGGAGGUGAUUCGCAAGUACUGUGAGGAUGAGAGUCGCACCUACCUGGGCAUGUCCACUCUCCGAGACCUGAUCUUCAAGCGCCCGUCCCGCCAGUUCCAGUACCUGCAUGUCCUGCUCGACCUCAGCUCCCAUGAGAAGGACAAGGUGCGUUCCCAGGCCCUGCUAUUCAUCAAGCGCAUGUACGAGAAGGAACAGCUGCGAGAGUACGUGGAGAAAUUUGCCCUCAACUACCUGCAGCUCUUGGUCCACCCCAACCCGCCGUCUGUGCUGUUUGGAGCUGACAAGGACACAGAGGUGGCAGCGCCUUGGACCGAGGAGACAGUCAAGCAGUGUCUGUACCUCUACCUGGCCCUCCUGCCUCAGAACCACAAGCUGAUCCAUGAGCUGGCGGCCGUGUACACUGAGGCCAUCGCCGACAUCAAGCGGACAGUGCUAAGGGUCAUCGAACAGCCGAUCCGAGGAAUGGGCAUGAACUCGCCAGAGCUGCUCCUGCUGGUGGAAAAUUGUCCCAAGGGGGCAGAGACGCUGGUCACACGGUGUCUGCACAGCCUCACAGACAAAGUCCCACCCUCCCCGGAGCUGGUGAAGCGGGUCCGGGAUCUCUACCACAAGCGACUGCCAGACGUCCGCUUCCUCAUCCCUGUGCUCAAUGGGCUGGAGAAGAAAGAAGUGAUCCAGGCCCUGCCAAAGCUCAUCAAGCUCAACCCCAUCGUGGUGAAAGAGGUCUUCAACCGCCUGCUGGGCACGCAGCACGGCGAAGGGAACUCGGCCCUGUCCCCCCUGAACCCCGGAGAGCUUCUGAUCGCAUUACACAACAUCGACUCAGUGAAGUGUGACAUGAAGUCUAUCAUCAAAGCCACCAACCUGUGCUUUGCGGAGCGGAACGUGUACACAUCGGAGGUGCUGGCCGUGGUGAUGCAGCAGCUGAUGGAGCAGAGUCCCCUGCCCAUGCUGCUCAUGAGGACCGUCAUCCAGUCCCUGACCAUGUACCCCCGCCUGGGGGGCUUCGUCAUGAACAUCCUGUCCCGCCUCAUCAUGAAGCAGGUGUGGAAGUACCCCAAGGUGUGGGAGGGCUUCAUCAAGUGCUGUCAGCGCACCAAGCCCCAGAGCUUCCAGGUCAUCCUGCAGCUGCCGCCCCAGCAGCUGGGCGCCGUCUUUGACAAGUGCCCCGAGCUCCGGGAGCCCCUGCUGGCCCACGUCCGCUCCUUCACCCCCCACCAGCAAGCACACAUCCCCAACUCCAUCAUGGCCAUCCUGGAGGCCAGCGGCAAGCAGGAGCCAGAGGCCAAGGAAGCACCCACUGGGCCCCUAGAAGAGGACGACCUGGAGCCCCUGGCCCUGGCCCCAGCCCCGGCCCCCCGGCCCCCUCAGGACCUCAUCGGCCUGCGCCUGGCCCAGGAGAAGGCCUUAAAGCGGCAGCUGGAGGAGGAACAGAAGCUGAAGCCGGGGGGAGCCCCCUCCUCGUCCUCCUCUUCCUCAGCCCGGCCCGGCCCUCCCCAGCCGGAGGAAGCCAUAGAUUUCCGGGAGGAGGGGCCCGAGUGUGAGACCCCGGCCAUCUUCAUCAGCAUGGAUGACGACUCGGGGCUGACCGAGGCCGCACUGCUGGACUCUAGUCUUGAGGGGCCCCUACCCAAGGAGGCAGCAGCGAGCGGGCUGACCGCCAAGGAGGAGCGGAGCCCCCAGACCCUCACCCCUGCCGGAGAAGACACCGUGAAGACCCCCAGCCCCGCCGCCGCAGAGGAAGCCGGGGAAUCCGAGAACAAGGGGAACAGCUGACGGGGCGUGGUGGGGAAGGGGAGCGGGGCCGGGAGCUCGGGAAGGGCGGGGCGGGGCUUGACCAGCGGUGCUUUGCCUUUAAGAAAAAUUUUCAAAAAGA